Cyclopterus lumpus (lumpfish) is the source of this 1237-nucleotide messenger RNA. Its product is annotated as tropomyosin alpha-1 chain-like. The coding region runs from base 1 to 966 and encodes 321 amino acids. The transcript has 9 exons. Gene Ontology annotation, molecular function: actin filament binding. Gene Ontology annotation, cellular component: actin filament. NCBI's taxonomy places the organism in Eukaryota, Metazoa, Chordata, Actinopteri, Perciformes, Cyclopteridae. Gene Ontology annotation, biological process: cardiac muscle contraction; actin filament organization. The record is from RefSeq and is a predicted model, not a curated record.
AUGGAUGCCAUCAAGAAAAAGAUGCAGAUGCUCAAGCUCGACAAAGAGUCCGCCUUGGAGAGAGCUGAGCAGGCCGAGUCAGACAGGAAAACAGCUGAGGACAGCAGCAAACAGGUCGGCACCCGGUACACUACCAGGUGUAACGUACUUCUUGUGAUUGAGUAUGAGAGUAAUGGUGUCUGUCUGCAAGUUAGUAAAUCUCCUUUCUGUGUUUCUGCAUUCAAGCUUGAGGAUGACAUAGCAACACUGCAGAAGAAGCUGAAGUCAACUGAGGAUGAGCUGGACAAGUACUCUGAAGCCCUGAAGGAUGCCCAGGAGAAACUUGAGGUCGCUGAGAAGAAAGCCAUGGAUGCUGAGAGCGAUGUAGCUUCCCUGAACAGACGUAUCCAGCUGGUUGAGGAGGAGUUGGACCGUGCUCAGGAGCGUCUGGCCACAGCACUGACCAAGCUGGAGGAGGCUGAGAAGGCUGCUGAUGAGAGCGAGAGAGGCAUGAAGGUCAUUGAGAACAGGGCAAUGAAGGACGAGGAGAAGAUGGAGCUGCAGGAGAUCCAGCUGAAGGAGGCCAAACACAUUGCAGAGGAGGCUGAUCGCAAAUACGAGGAGGUGGCCCGUAAGCUGGUGAUCAUUGAGAGUGACUUGGAACGUACAGAGGAGCGAGCUGAGCUGUCUGAGAGCAAAUGCUUUGAGCUGGAGGAGGAGCUGAAAACGGUGCAGAACAACCUGAAGUCUCUGGAGGCCCAGGCUGAGAAGUACUCCCAGAAGGAGGACAAGUAUGAGGAGGAGAUCAAAGUUCUUACAGACAAGUUGAAGGAGGCUGAGACCCGUGCUGAGUUUGCUGAGAGAUCGGUUGCCAAGCUUGAGAAGACCAUUGAUGACCUGGAGGAUAAAGUCACACGUGCUAAAGAAGAAGGCCUGAACGUAAGGCAGAUGCUGGAUCAGACUCUAAUGGAGAUGGUUAACAUUUGACCCAGCUCGGUUCCUCUCCCCACAUAUGGCCGGUCUCCAUAUACGGCUGCUCCAGAUAAUGUUUGGCCUUGUGUUUAGAAGUGUCCUCUGAACGUCUUAUCCUGAAGAAACCAGCUCUACACAAGGUAGCACACACUGCUUCAGUGAGCUAAAGUUAAACUACACUGUUUUCGUUACACACUGUAAUCAGAGGUCAGUCAUCGUUAAUUGCAUAUCUUUAAAGUUUACAUGUGUAUAUGUUAGGAUCUGUACUUGUUGGGGGGGAAAUGCA